Messenger RNA from Trifolium pratense (red clover), 2383 nucleotides. Its product is annotated as serine/threonine-protein kinase AtPK2/AtPK19-like. The record is from RefSeq and is a predicted model, not a curated record. Gene Ontology annotation, molecular function: protein serine/threonine kinase activity; ATP binding. The transcript is spliced from 7 exons. The coding region runs from base 534 to 1976 and encodes 480 amino acids. Lineage: Eukaryota; Viridiplantae; Streptophyta; Magnoliopsida; Fabales; Fabaceae. Gene Ontology annotation, biological process: protein phosphorylation.
AACUAAAAAACAAACAAACAACAGCAUAUUCGCAUCGCAUUAUAAGGAGAGUCCACGAAAUCAAGUGGGGACAAAUUCACCCACUCAUACAUCGCCACGUUUCACAAAAACAACCAAAACAAGAUAACCAUAACCAUCGAUCGAUCCUUCAAACAUGAUGUUUUAAGCGGCGACGCGAACCCUUUCCCACAAAAACAAUUUCCUCGUAAACAACAAAGGUCUCUUCCCCCAACCUUCCCUGAUUGUCAAUUUGGAUCUUCAUGAGUUCAACAACCACUGGAGCAUACUUGGUUUCCUGUAAUUCGGGAAACAAGAACAACGGUCUCUUCUGCUGGAUUUUGAUCUGCUUGCUGCCAAAAUUCUUGGGAACUGCAUUUGCCUACAUCAACUUUCUUCUUAUUCAGGCCAUUGAUAGGAGUCCAUCUGCAGUGAGGGUGCUGGAGAACUUCGGUCCGAUUAACCCAUAGUUUCUUAGUAGUUCGGUCAUCAGCAUCGUUAGAAAUUAGAUCCUUUGUUUCGUUGAGUGGUGAAAAAUGGUUUCCUCUCAGUUUUCCGGUUCCACUAUGGCUGGGAUGUUUAAACCAUUACUCUUUCCUGUAAAUGAUCCUGGUACUGCAACCACAGAUCAUGUUGAGCUAGAUUUCUCCGAUGUCUUCGGUCCACUUACCGUAGAAGUCAAUAACGUUGAUUCCACUUCUUUUGAGUUGAUUGAUGAAUCGAGCGAGCUGGUUUAUGAUGACCCAGAAGUCAUUUACACCCGCUCACAUUCUCUUGUUGGCCCUUCUAGUUGUAUCAGUCAAUCACUUAAACUCAGUAAGCUCACCAUACACGAGGCCGACUCUGCCGAUUCAUUGGAACUAGUGGAGCCCGUCAUUGAAGAGACCACUGAAGACAUUAAAGAGACUUCAUUUGACAACAUUGAGGAGUCUUUGAAUGAUGAAGAUGGGAACCUCAUGGAGAUCCAAAGAGUUAGCAUUGAAGAUUUUGAGGUUUUGAAGGUUGUGGGGCAGGGAGCAUUUGCAAAAGUGUAUCAGGUGAGGAAAAAGGGCACUUCAGAAAUAUAUGCUAUGAAGGUUAUGCGGAAGGAUAAGAUUAUGGAGAAGAACCAUGCUGAAUACAUGAAAGCUGAGAGGGAGAUUUUGACAAAGAUAGAGCACCCCUUUGUUGUACAACUUAGAUACUCUUUUCAGACAAAAUACAGAUUGUAUCUGGUACUGGAUUUUGUUAAUGGGGGUCAUCUCUUCUUUCAGCUUUAUCACCAGGGCCUUUUCAGAGAGGAUCUAGCACGCAUAUACGCCGCCGAGAUUGUUUCUGCAGUUUCCCAUCUCCACUCAAAAGGAAUAAUGCACAGGGAUCUAAAACCUGAAAAUAUCCUAAUGGAUGCUGAUGGCCAUGUUAUGUUGACUGAUUUUGGCUUAGCAAAACAAUUUGAAGAAAGUACAAGAUCUAAUUCGAUGUGUGGUACAUUAGAGUACAUGGCACCUGAAAUUAUUCUUGGCAAGGGCCAUGAUAAGGCUGCCGAUUGGUGGAGUGUAGGCAUCUUAUUGUUUGAGAUGCUCACCGGAAAGCCACCCUUCUGUGGUGGGAACCGUGAGAAGAUUCAGCAGAAGAUAGUGAAAGAUAAGAUUAAGCUGCCAGGAUAUUUGUCGAGCGAAGCGCAUGCACUGUUGAAAGGGCUGCUACAGAAGGAGGCAUCAAAGCGGUUAGGUUGUGGAGCUAAAGGGAUUGAGGAAAUUAAAGGGCACAAGUGGUUCAAACCAAUCAAUUGGAAGAAGUUGGAUGCACGCGAAAUCGAACCAAGCUUUAGGCCAGACGUAGCUGGGAAGCACUGUGUUGCCAACUUUGAGAAGCGCUGGACUGAUAUGCCUGUUGUUGAUUCACCUGCUGCAAGCCCAAAUGGUGGAAACCCUUUCAAGGACUUCUCUUAUGUGAGACCUGCAGCCUCUUUUCUUCAAAAGAAUAGCCCUGCUUGCUAAUUUCACAUCUUGCAUUGGCAUUGGCAUUGGCAUUGGCUUAAGUUUAAGUUAUCAACACUCUUUUUCGUUCUUAUAAUUAUAAUGAUUAGCCAGUAGUAAUAGUAGUUACUUGUAUUUCGAUGAGUGAACGGUGAUACACUGUCACAUGAAUUACCAAGAAACAUUUUCCUCGUUCUCUUUUAUUUUGUUGAGCCGACUUUGCAGCACGUGCCUUGCGGCUCUACAAUUGUUGAGCUGGCAUUGCUAGAACUUGUCAUUUGGAGAAAAUAAGUUAACACAUCUUAAUAAUUUAUCACAUUGUGUGCUGGUAAUGAAGCCUCAAUAGAUGAUUAUGAAUACUUUUGAAUUUCAAUUUAUGUUAUGCUGUUAUUAUCUUUUAGGGUAAAUAGAGUUUUACCCCUGCAAAA